ACUAAAUCACAGCCUCCACUCCAUUCAACAUUGUAGGUGCUGGCCAGGGAAUAAACUGUACGCAUUAUGAUCAAAAUGCACCAGCACCUAAAAUCACAGCCUGAGACUUGACUGUAAAUUUAAUCUCGACAGAACUUCCCGCUCUCGCCUCGUCGGGCAUUCACCGGCACGCGACUACCGACUUACUGAACCGACAUUGAUGAUCUAUUCUUAAGUGAGGUAGUCAGCGCUCUGGAGUCUGGCCAGCUAGUCUUGUGGGUUCGUGAUGUGGCACGAGGACUUGUCAUACGGGUCCUCCCGCUGCGACAGGCCCACGUAAGGCCCGGCCUCAGGGGGGAUAUCGAGCAAAAAGUAUAAAUACAACCCAUCAUUGAUGCAGAUGAUCAGUGAAGCUCAUCAUCAGCGACGGUACUAUCGUUCUCACAGGUUCACUGUCAUGUUCUCCUUGCUUUUGCUUUUGGGUGUCCUGUACACCCUAGCGCCUACAGUCUGGGGAGAUGUUUCUCAGCGUGCUACGCUGGGGAACAAGCUUGCUUCCAAUGGCACAGGAACGCCGAGUUACUCUAUGAAUGUCACAGAUUGUCCAGGAUACACUUUAGGGUCGCUUCACGAGUCUGACAUUGGUCUCACUGCUCAGCUCACACUCGCUGGACCAGCAUGCAAUGCUUUUGGACGAGACAUUUCAAACCUCACGAUCGAAGUCACUUAUCAAUCACAGUCCACUUUACAUGUCAAGAUUUAUGAUACUGCAAACCAACAAUUCACAAUCCCCGAGUCGGUGAUCGAACGGCCUGCCGCGCCAAAGACAUCCUACACGGGUAACUCCGAUCUUUUAUUCAACUUUGAUGCAGCGCCUUUUGCAUUUUGGGUCACAAGACGCUCUGAUCCGGGCGCAAUGCCAUUGUUCGACACGAGAACUUCAUCGCUGCCACCGACUCCUAUUCCACCUUUCAAUGCAUCUGAUCCAAGCACGGCGUUUGAUGGUUUUCCCCUUGUAUUUGAAGAUCAAUACCUCCAGGUUGCUUCCGCUCUGCCGUAUGGCACCAACAUCUAUGGUUUGGGCGAGGUCAUUGCUAGUAGUGGAUUUAGACGCGACAUUGGGACGGAUGGGGGCGUAGGCACUAUUCAGACGCAUUGGGCUCGCGAUGUUGCAGAUCCCAUUGAUCAAAACAUGUAUGGCUCCCAUCCAAUCUACGUCGAACAUCGGUACAAUGCGACUACUGGAAAGGCCUCUGCCUCUGGUGUUCUUCUGCUUAAUGCCGCGGGUUCAGAUAUCUUCCUGCAGACGCCCCCGAACUCUAAGGUGUCAUUAAUCGAAUACCGUCUGAUUGGUGGUAUCAUGGACUUCUACUUCUUCUCUGGACCCUCAGACGCAGAAGUAAUUGCUCAGUACGGUUCAGUGAUUGGGUACCCUAUGUGGCAACCAGCGUGGGGCUUCGGGUUCCACCUUUGCAGAUGGGGAUACCACAAUGUCAGUGAUGACAUAGAAAAUGUUGCGCAGAUGCGCGCAGCAGGUAUCCCCUUGGAAGUUCAAUGGAAUGAUAUCGACUUGUACCACGCUUUCCGCGACUUUACCACUGACCCAGUAAAUUUCCCUGGGGAUGAACUUCGCACGUUCAUUCGAGAUUUGGCCGAGAAUAAUCAACAUUAUAUCCCCAUUACGGAUGUAGGUAUCGCUAUCACAGUAAAUUCGACUGACAUCUAUGAUCCUUUCACACGGGGCGUUGAAGAAGAUGUGUGGAUCAAAAAUCCAGAUGGAUCUCUGUACCUUGGUCAAGUCUGGCCUGGAUACACCGUCUACCCAGACUGGUUCAGUGAAAACAUACUCUCUGUAUGGACCGAAGCUUUUAGAAACUGGACUGAAAUUGGGGUUGAAUUUUCCGGUAUUUGGCUCGACAUGAACGAACCAAGUUCAUUCUGUAGUGACUCCUGUGGGACCGGUGCGAACUACUCUGCCCUUGCUCCCAUGAACAUGGCUGGCACGGUCGUCACUGGGUACCCCGAAUGCUACAAUGAGACGAAAUGGGGACCUAGUGGGAAUAUGACCAUCAACGGCACCUCUACAAAUUCAUGCACAACAAGCUCAACCACUACGAGUACGGUUGUGAAACGCGGCGUCGGCGCUGGUGGCGAGAAAGGUGUCAAUCUCAACAGCCCGCCAUAUGCUAUCCAUAAUGCUAUCGGGUCCCUUAACCGCAACACUCUGGCGACGAAUGCGACCCACUCCGGCGGAUAUGCAGAGCUCGACGUGCACAAUAUGUUUGGAUUGAUGGAGGAAAAGACCACGCACCUUGCGAUUCAAUCUGUCAUCCCUGGAAAGCGUCCGUUCUUGAUCAGCAGAUCAACCUUCCCAUCUGCUGGAAAAUGGACUGGUCAUUGGCUCGGUGACAACUACAGCAAGUGGCAGUAUCUAUACCUCAACAUUCAGGGUGUUCUGCAGUUCCAAAUCUACCAAAUUCCGAUGGUUGGCGCUGACACCUGUGGAUUCAAUGAUAACACCGACGAGGAGUUGUGCAACCGUUGGAUGCAGCUCUCGGCAUUUGUUCCAUUCUACAGGAACCACAAUACUUACGCCGCCCUUCCUCAAGAACCUUAUCGCUGGGAAAGCGUAGCAAAUGCAUCCCGCAUCGCCAUUGCUGCUAGAUACUCCUUACUGCCGUACUGGUACACGCUUUUUGCCAAUUCCUCUAUGGCUGGUCUUCCGCCUGUCAGGGCGUUGUUUUACGAGUUCCCUGACGAACCUGAGCUUUUCACAGUGGACACGCAAUGGCUCGUUGGAAGUGACAUUCUCGUGACUCCAGUACUGACUCCAGGAGCUACGACCGUCGACGGUAUCUUCCCAGGUCGCGGUAGCGUCAUCUGGCGCGACUGGUACACGCACGCGGCCGUGAAUGCUACGUCUGGAGGAAACACAACACUAGACGCUCCUAUCAGUUACAUUAACGUCCACAUCCGGGACAACUCCGCUCUGUUACUGCAUCAAGAGCCCGGGUAUACCAUCUAUGAGACUCGCGAAGGCCCCUAUUCGCUGCUCGUGUCUCUCAACGCAGCAGGCACAGCAUUCGGUACUGCAUAUGUAGACGAUGGGAUUAGUUUCCCACCUGGACCGAGUCGGAGCCUCACAUUCCAGGCUGCAAAAGGCACACUCAAGAUUGAGAGCAAGGGAGAAUAUACGAUUCUGCAGAAGUUGGAGACGAUCACUGUGCUUGGCGUGCAGAAGCCUAGCCAGGUCUCAUUGCAGGGAUCGCCGGUUAAAGGGUGGACUUAUAAGGAGGCCACUGAAGAGCUGGUGGUGUCGAACACUUCUGUCAACCUUGAUGGGCAGACGACUUUGGCGUGGAAGUAGUUUUUCUAGGGUGUAUUUCCGGGUCAUUGGAUGGAUCGCGCAAUGCGUCAUCGAAGUCACACUGGCAUCAGGCUGGUUGGACGAUCUCGCUCACUCAUAUGUUAUGUUUUCUAGUCGGCAUCAUAUUGACUGUAUGAGAUAUUCCUCUACUCAAAUUAAGGCUUCCGAUUACUCGAGCAGCUGUGAAAUUGCCCCAGCAGCGAUUCCAAUUAUCAAC
Messenger RNA from Suillus plorans, 3563 nucleotides. Its product is annotated as glycoside hydrolase family 31 protein. Gene Ontology annotation, molecular function: carbohydrate binding; hydrolase activity, hydrolyzing O-glycosyl compounds. Gene Ontology annotation, biological process: carbohydrate metabolic process. Lineage: Eukaryota; Fungi; Basidiomycota; Agaricomycetes; Boletales; Suillaceae. Bases 374 to 3346 code for a protein of 990 amino acids. The transcript is spliced from 22 exons. The record is from RefSeq and is a predicted model, not a curated record.